Messenger RNA from Drosophila bipectinata, 991 nucleotides. RefSeq lists its product as uncharacterized. The record is from RefSeq and is a predicted model, not a curated record. Gene Ontology annotation, biological process: vacuolar proton-transporting V-type ATPase complex assembly. Gene Ontology annotation, cellular component: endomembrane system. NCBI's taxonomy places the organism in Eukaryota, Metazoa, Arthropoda, Insecta, Diptera, Drosophilidae.
AUGCUUAAGUCAUCGAUCGUAGAUACCAGGGUGCGCCUGUUACCCUCGCAGAAGCUGCUAGACUUUCUGGAGGAGCACAAGCAGCACUAUCAUGAAGUUCCCAAGAACGUGGCCAAUAUAAUGAACCAGAAGGGCUACUCUUUGCCCCUCAGUACAAAGAUAAUCAACCCCCAGAAGAAUGUCAUAAAGCGUCCGAAGAUUGAUUACAAACUGCUGGAAAAUCUCACAUCCGAUAUAGACGAAAGUCCAGAGAAGCCUGUCGCAACCAACUUACCCGAAGUCGAAGACGAUGAGAAGCCACCUGAACAGCACAAGAUGGUUCUGUUUUUAGAAGACAUCCACUGGCUGAAGGAUACCUUGGAUGAGCUUCGCAAGAGCGAAGUUAGUGAGGUGUUCUUGCACGAGUUAAUCGAGACCUGUGACCUAAUUUUGCCCGAGAAUGAGUUCAAGCCACGCAAUCCGGAUCUGGAAGCACGCUGUCAACGUCUGCGAGAGGAGCAGCAUAACAGAGAGUACCAGAAGAUGACCAAGAACGUGGACGCUGGCCUAAAGAACUACCCCGAGGACACCGUCGCCUAUCAGCUCAAGAGCCUGAACAAACAAAUCAUUGCCGUAGUUCAGUUCAUCUUCUCGGUGGCCGCUGGUUUUACGUUUGGCUUCUUUGGAGUUAACCUGAUGGUGGGACCAUUGCCAUUCGGCUUUCGUAUACUGUUGGGCGUGAUUGUGGCACUAAUCAUUGCUCUGGCCGAGAUGUACUUUUUGGCAAAGAAGUUGCACGAAUAUGAUGAAGUAUUAGAUGCACCGAAGCGCAAACAGGCGCAGGCAGCCACACCAUCAAAGCGUCCGGUUCAGGCCAAGACAAGCGAUGUCCAAACCUUAAAGCCCCAUGCUGAUUAGAAUAUCACAUACUAAAUUUCUUUAUACAAAAAGACACACAUUUUGGAUUAUUUCGCGUUGCAAUUUAGGUUAUAUAAAUAUGUAGCUGUAAAAA